GUAUAGUUAAAAGGAAAGCAGCGUUUGUGUACCCAGAGAUUUGAGCAAAUCUGAGCUGCCUUCACUUUGUUAUAAUUUAUUAAUCGUUAAUUCUUUCUUCCAGCUUCUUCGAGUUUAUUGCGUUUUUAUUUCUUUCUAGUUUUACAAUGUGCCACCGCAUUUCCGGUUGCAAAAAUAGCUGCAUAACGUCUUGGAAAAGAAAAUGUAAUGCAGAAAUCAGACGGGAAUGUAGGAAAAACAUAUAUUCCCUGACAUAGUACUUUUUCAAAAUGUCUUCGCCCAAGCAUAGGAUUAUUACUUGUUAUGUUUUAUUUAAAAAAUGUGACAAUUAUGUAGAUAAACUGAAAACUAAAUACGCAACUCUGCAAAUUGUAGAUUUCUCUUCUUUGUCGGCAUGGUUUUUCCAACCAUACUCCAACCCAGUAGAGGGCAAAAGGGAUACACUGAGUUUGUGUUUGUCAAUAAUACCCAAGAAGAAAACGUGUCGCACGACGGCGACUGAGAUGGGACAUUCCCGACAACUGCUCUCGCUUGUUUCUGUUCGGCCGAGUGGACAAAAAAGUGCCGACACAACCUGAGACUGACAGCCGAUUCACCCCAGACGCCACAGGAACCAAACAAGCACCUCCGGUGGAACACCGUAGACAGCUUUAGACCCUUUCUCUUCUCUAGCCGUCUGGCUGCCUGUAAUUUGCCUCAAUGGAGAGGUCCAAAAAAACAAAUUGUCGAGGCCAUUGUCACCUCAGCAACACCUGAGAGUUAGUGCAGCUUUGCAAAAUUCCUCCUGUUCCGCCUGACUCCCCAUCGCGCUCAACAGCCCUUCAUCUCUGCUCCAAGAGAGACACAAUGGCAUCAGCGCGCUUCACCGUGACACCGACCAAAGCAGAGGACCUUCCAGGACUCUCAGACACGUCGCCUGAUAUCAGCUUCCGUCCGUCCUCCCGUGUGCACUUCGGCUCCCGUGAAAGCGUCAGCAGAAGUGAGCGGCUCAGCGAAACAUCGGGAGGUGCAUCGACACCAGCUGAUUUUGGGGCAGGAGGAGGUUGUGAGAGUGUCACUCCAGACCUAAGUCACACAGACCAAGGUGAUGCAAAUUCCAAAAUCUCCAGCGUGUACAUCAACAACACUCAUGGGGUGGAUGACGACGACUGCAUUGACAGAAACCUGGCCCUGUUUGAGGAGGAGAUGGACACUCGGCCCAAAGUGUCUCUUCUGCUGAGUCGCCUGGCCAACUACACUAACCUGACGCAAGGGGCAAAGGAACAUGAGGAGGCUGAGAUCAUUGGGGAAAAGAAGAAGACCAGCAAGUCGCCGCAGUUGGGAACGUUCAUGGGAGUGUAUCUUCCGUGCCUGCAGAACAUCUUUGGUGUCAUCUUGUUCCUGCGGUUGACCUGGGUGGUGGGAACAGCCGGGGUACUGCAGGGCCUGUGCAUCGUCCUCAUUUGCUGCUGCUGUACUCUGCUGACAGCGAUCUCCAUGAGCGCAAUCGCUACGAAUGGAGUGGUCCCAGGUCAGCAAGAAAAUGGAUUUUUCCAAAAAUAUAUGUCAGAUCCCCAUCAGUCAGAAGGAAGCUCAUCAGCUGGAGGAUCGUACUUCAUGAUCAGCCGGUCGUUGGGUCCAGAGUUUGGCGGGGCAGUCGGGCUGUGUUUUUACCUGGGCACGACCUUUGCUGGAUCCAUGUACAUCCUUGGAGCCAUUGAGAUCUUUCUGAUGUACAUUGUACCAGAAGCUUCCAUCUUCUCUAAAGGCCUCGAAGGGGAGGGUGCAGCCAUGUUGAACAACAUGCGGGUCUAUGGCUCCCUUUGUCUGCUCCUGAUGUCCUUACUGGUCUAUGUUGGUGUGAAGUAUGUCAACAAACUUGCUUCUGUCUUUUUGGCCUGCGUUAUCAUCUCCAUCAUUUCCAUCUAUGUUGGAGCACUUGUCUCCGCCGUUCAUCCGCCAAACUUUCCCAGGGUGUGUAUGCUCGGGAACAGAACCAUUAAUGCCCAUGACCUCGAGGACAAUCAGUGUGCAAAGACCUCAAAGAACUCGACGUUUACUACUGAUAAUGUUACCGUUACACCGACUCCUGACCCUGACUUUGGUGUGGAGACGACACACAUAUGGAGUCGAUUUUGCCAGAGCCCACUACUCAAUGCUUCAUGUGACGAUUACUUCAGUUCCAACAACUUCUCCACUAUUCAAGCCAUCCCUGGUCUAGCCAGUGGGAUCAUAUCAGAGAACUUGUGGAGCGCCUACCUCAGCAAGGGGGAUGUGGUGGAGAAGGUUUCCAUGAGCUCAUCUCCAAUUGCUCACCCUGCCUCCACUCAGCAGCCGUACGUGUUCGCUGACAUCACUACCUCCUUCACGCUGCUGGUCGGCAUUUUCUUCCCCUCUGUCACUGGAAUCAUGGCUGGAUCAAACAGAUCAGGAGAUUUGAAAGAUGCACAGCGUUCCAUCCCCAUUGGAACCAUCCUGGCCAUCCUCACAACCUCUGUCGUCUAUCUCAGCUGUGUGAUUCUCUUUGGCUGCUGCAUUGAUGGAGUUGUCCUCCGAGACAAAUUUGGGGACUCGGUCAAAGGGAAUCUGGUGGUUGGGACUCUGGCCUGGCCGACGCCUUGGGUCAUCGUCAUCGGAUCUUUCUUUUCAACUUUUGGUGCAGGUCUCCAGUCACUGACUGGUGCUCCACGACUCCUGCAAGCAAUUGCAAAGGACAACAUCAUCCCAUUCCUCAGGGUUUUUGGGCACGGCAAGGCUAACGGGGAGCCCACAUGGGCCUUGUUGCUGACUGCUUUAAUAGCUGAGCUGGGAAUUCUCAUUGCCUCAUUGGAUCAAGUGGCUCCCAUUCUGACCAUGUUUUUCUUGAUGUGCUAUCUCUUUGUCAACUUGGCCUGUGCCCUCCAGACCCUUUUGAGGACGCCCAAUUGGCGACCCCGUUUUUCCUACUACCACUGGACGUUGUCAUUUUUGGGGAUGAUCGUCUGCCUGGCACUCAUGUUUGUCUCUUCCUGGUACUACGCCAUUGUUGCUAUGGUGAUCGCAGGCAUGAUCUACAAGUAUAUUGAGUACCAUGGGGCGGAGAAAGAAUGGGGAGAUGGGAUCCGAGGGCUCUCACUCAGCGCUGCACGCUAUGCCCUGAUGCGGUUGGAAGAGGGGCCACCACACACUAAAAACUGGAGGCCCCAGCUCUUGGUUCUAUUAAAACUGGAUGAAGAUGCUCAUGUCAAAUCCCCUCGCCUUCUAACGUUUGCCAGCCAGCUGAAGGCAGGAAAGGGUUUAACAAUCGUUGGUACAGUUGUGUCUGGCAACUUCCUUCAAGGCUACGGUGAAGCUCUUGCCGCUGAACAGACCCUCAAGCACCUGAUGGAUAAGGAGCGCGUGAAGGGCUUCUGUCAGUGCAUCAUUGCACAGAAACCAAGAGAAGGGAUCAGCCACAUGAUCCAGUCCAGUGGUCUGGGUGGAAUGAAACCCAACACCGUGGUGAUGGGAUGGCCACAUGCCUGGAGGCAGACCGAGGAUCCACAAUCCUGGAAGACGUUCAUCAAUACCGUGCGGGUGACCACAGCAGCUCACCUCGCCCUGCUGGUGCCCAAAAACAUCUCUCUGUUCCCCAGCAACAAUGAGCCCUACACUGAUGGCUACAUUGAUGUUUGGUGGAUCGUUCAUGACGGGGGGAUGCUGAUGUUGCUGCCCUUCCUGCUGCGUCAGCACAAGGUAUGGCGAAAGUGUGCAAUGCGAAUCUUCACUGUUGCCCAGAUGGAAGAUAAUUCCAUCCAAAUGAAGAAGGAUCUGGCCACGUUCCUUUAUCACCUCCGUAUUCAAGCUGAUGUAGAAGUGGUUGAGAUGCAUGACAGUGACAUCAGUGCAUACACGUACGAAAGAACCUUGAUGAUGGAGCAGAGGUCUCAGAUGCUGAGGCAAAUGAGACUGUCGAAAUCUGACCGGGAAAGAGAGAGGGAUCGCUGGAGUUUUGAUGAUGUGUAUCUUUCCCCCAGGUACAGGAGGUCUCACUUCUCCUCCACAGACACCUACAAAGGAUACAGACAGGCUCAGCUUGUGAAAGACCGCAACUCCAUGCUGCACUUGACGAGCAUCGGCUCUGAUGAUGAGGAUGAGGCGGAUGCAGCAGAGCGCGACAGAGGCGCGAGCAGCGGCGGAGGAAUGUCUGAGCACCACCGCCGUGUGCAGAUGACCUGGACCAAAGAGAAGACCUCACAGUAUCGAGCCACGCAUUCCGACGCCUCGGCUCCAGACGACGUGCGCAACAUAUUGAGCAUCAGUCUGAACCAGUCAAAUGUCAGACGGAUGCACACGGCGGUCAGGCUCAAUGAGGUGAUCGUCAACAAAUCCCACGAUGCAAAGUUGGUUCUGUUAAACAUGCCUGGACCCCCAAGGAACUCGGAGGGAGACGAAAACUAUAUGGAGUUUCUUGAAGUUCUAACAGAAGGACUGGAGCGGGUUCUGUUGGUCCGAGGUGGAGGCAGUGAAGUCAUCACCAUCUACUCCUGAGUGGAUUACAAAGUUGCUCCGUACCAAGUCACCACAAGCAUAAAUAUCAUAACACUGUCUUCACUCUCUCACUGUAGUCAAGGCUCCACUUACAGUUGUGUUCAAAAUAGUAGCAGUGUCUUGAAAAAUGCUAAAAUUGUAGUGUACACAAUGUAUAUGGCAACAUGACUUCUUCCAGUAUCCUGUCUCAAACUGAUCCAUGAUCCCUGGUCUGCGGUAAAUAGGACCAACACAGUAGCAAAAACCUGAAAAACAUCCCUGUUGAACUGUGACCCUUGGACCCAAAAAGAACACUCUUACUUUCACCAGGCCACAAAAUUUUACGGCAUUGCUUUUAAGACCAGUCCUCACCUGAUUUUAGCAGUACUCACAAGCAAUGUUAGAUCUUCUUUGCUCAUCCUGGAGCGGGUCAUUGGCUGAAUAUUUGCCAGUUUGGUUAUUCUCCCAUCUAUUCCAGAAGUUGUUUUUCUUUUUCUUCCUCAUCUUUCUGGUUUUGACUGCCAUUUUAAAGCAUUUGAUAUCAUUUUAGCUGAACAGUCUAUAAUUUUCAGCACUUCUUUGUAGGUUUUCCCCUCGUUUAUCCUUGUAUUAACUUAAAAAACGGUCCUUAUCAGAACAGUGUCUUGAAUGACCCAUUUUACUCUGUUUUUCAGGACAGAUGCACAGCCAGCAUAUGCAAUGUCCGUUGCCUUGGUCCUUAAAUAAGGACCGCCUGUUAACACCUUUUUAACCUCCCUAAUUGAACUCACCACUGCUAUUUUUUAACACACCCCUUUCAGUUAGUCAUUGAGUUUCACAGUGUCAGUGUCAUGCACGGCAGGCCUGUUGCGUCUGUUUUCUAUACCUUUACUAUACCUUCCAGAAACGUACUUGCGAUGUAGAGGUUGAAAUUUUUACAAAAACAGGGAUUUAACUUGCUACUGUUGAGGGACUGCUAUUAUUUUGAACAUAACUGUACUACAAAUCACACAACCACCAAAACAAGUCCUCAAAUAAGCAGCCAUUUUCUUCACUGUGUUUGUGCGUCAGCCGUUAAAGUUGUUCUGUUGGAGGGGAUUGUUGUAGUAUUUUACGAGCGAAUGGGUUUCUAAACCAGGCCUUUGAAUUUUGAGUUCUACAUCCAAUGUAGAGCCUGGGGAGAACACAGAGAAGCUGAAACUCUGAUCAAACUCAGGGUUGCUUUUUGUACAUUGCGAAAUGCUGAAAGCAAAUGUGAGGAUUCUCAGCAAAGCCUGGGGCGAUAAAUGGGUUUUCUUUUUUUUUUUUUUCUUUGUUUAAUUGUUUAACAUUGUUUAAACAAGAGUGGAUAUGUCAAACAUGCCGUGGAUCUCCAGUGUCAAGCCACACAAUGAUUUUCUUGCUGUCUGUAUCUGUACUUUUGUCUCAGCACAAUAGUAACGCAUGUGUCAAUGGGGCUGUUUUGAUGUUUUCACCACAAUAUCGGCUUCUCAGUGUAUUGAAAUACACGCCUCGCUGCAUCUAAAAACUAGUUUUGUACAUACAGAUGUUCUUUGUGUGUGUGCGCGUAUGUGUUAUGAGUGAUGAACGAUUGUUGCUGAUGUUAGGAGUUAUUCAAUUCCACCAUCUGUUCUUUUUUUUUUUAUACUGUUACUGUGCAGGGAUUCUUUUGGUCAUUGUUGUUUCCUCAACAAGAUUUGCUUGCCUGUACAUAAAAGAUUGAAAGGAUCCCAAGUUUUAUCAUUUUUAUUACAUUAAUAUAAAAACAAAGCUGAAAAUUUUGCCUGGAAAAAAAUGGGAAUAAACGUUUUGAAAAAU
Messenger RNA from Synchiropus splendidus (mandarinfish), 6264 nucleotides. RefSeq names its product solute carrier family 12 member 6-like. Bases 847 to 4488 code for a protein of 1213 amino acids. Lineage: Eukaryota; Metazoa; Chordata; Actinopteri; Syngnathiformes; Callionymidae. Gene Ontology annotation, molecular function: potassium:chloride symporter activity. Gene Ontology annotation, cellular component: membrane. The record is from RefSeq and is a predicted model, not a curated record. The transcript has 29 exons. Gene Ontology annotation, biological process: cell volume homeostasis; chloride ion homeostasis; chloride transmembrane transport.